AUGGCGGUCUUCGCCAUGGGCUGGCAAAAGCCCGACAAUGUCGCCGGGUCGUCUGCCCCAGCGAUUAUGGUCGGGCUGUUUGUCGCCAGUGGUGGGCUAUUAUUUGGCUACGAUACUGGCGCAAUCAACGGCAUUCUGGCCAUGGACGCAUUCAAACGAGACUUCACGACAGGAUACGUGAGCGAAGAUGGCAAGCUGGGUAUGUCCCCGGCACAAGUAGCAUUGAUCGUCGCGAUGCUCAGCGCGGGAACGGCUGUCGGGGCGCUGCUGUCUGCUCCGAUGGGAGACUUUUGGGGUCGUCGAACAUCGCUCAUUGUCGCUAUCGGCAUCUUUUGUAUCGGCGCCAUUUUGCAAGUUUGUGCGAGCAGGAUACCACUUUUGGUUGUUGGGAGGACGGUGGCAGGUCUCGGUGUUGGUAUCGUUUCCGUUCUGGUCCCGUUAUACCAGUCCGAGAUGGCGCCCAGGUGGAUUCGUGGUACAUUAGUCUGCGCCUAUCAGCUUUCCAUUACGAUGGGUCUUCUUGCCGCCGCAGUCGUCAAUAUCUUAACGUAUAAGCUCGAGUCAGCAGCAGCCUAUCGCAUUCCAAUCGGUCUCCAGCUCACCUGGGCUGUCGUGUUAGCUCUCGGUCUUCUCAUCCUUCCUGAAACACCUCGAUAUCUCAUCAAGCGUGGGCGCAAGGACGAUGCAGCCCUGUCCCUUAGCCGUCUUCGACGACUCGACAUCACGCACCCGGCACUAAUUGAGGAACUGGCUGAAAUCGAAGCUAACCAUCAAUACGAAAUGUCUUUGGGUCCCGACACCUACAAGGACAUCAUUUUCGGAGAACCUCAUCUCGGCCGUCGUACGCUGACUGGCUGCGGCUUACAAAUGCUCCAGCAGCUGACUGGCGUUAACUUCAUCAUGUACUACGGGACCACCUUCUUUAACGGAGCAGGUGUUCAGAAUCCACACACGAUCUCUCUGAUCAUGCAGAUCAUCAACGUGGUGUCGACAUUCCCUGGUUUGUUUGUGGUUGAAUCCUGGGGGCGACGCAGACUGCUUAUAGUGGGUGCAAUUGGCAUGGCGAUCAGCCAAAUCCUUAUCGCUGCCUUCGCUACCGCCAUGGGUCAGGAUAACCAGACUGCCCAGAACCGGAUUUUAAUCGCCUUUGUGGCAGUAUAUAUCUUCUUCUUCGCAGCCUCUUGGGGGCCCGUGGUAUGGGUCGUCACGUCCGAGAUCUACCCGCUCAAAGUUCGCGCGAAAUCCAUGUCGGUGUCGACCUUCUCGAACUGGCUACUCAAUUUCGGUAUUGCUUAUGGCACGCCCUUCAUGGUCGAUACUACUGGCGUCAAGGAAGAUGGGAGGGUACGAACAGCAGAUCUGGGCUCUCGCGUCUUCUUUGUAUGGGGUACAUUCUGUCUGCUUUCGAUUGCGUUUGUGUGGUACAUGGUGUACGAGACGAGCAAGAUGAGUCUCGAGCAGAUCGACGAAAUGUACGAGCGCGUCAACCACGCGUGGAACAGCCGCAAUUUCCAGCCCAGCUGGAGCUUCCAGCAAAUGCGCGAUCUUGGCUACUCUGACAGUGGUAUCCCUCCAGAUCCCCAAGUAGAGCUGCAGCAACAACAAUCGAACCAGAACCACUCGUCAUCCUCGUUGUCAUCGUCGUCAUCGAGAAGCAGUACCUCACAAUCGGAAUCUGGCGGGAGUAGCGCACCAACGGGUAUCACAGCUCCGAGUUUGCCUAACUCCCAAGAUAACAAAUUCAUGUCGAACUUGGGCCAUGUCGAUUUUAGUUACUGA
Messenger RNA from Thermochaetoides thermophila DSM 1495, 1779 nucleotides. Its product is annotated as putative high-affinity glucose transporter protein. Bases 1 to 1779 code for a protein of 592 amino acids. Lineage: Eukaryota; Fungi; Ascomycota; Sordariomycetes; Sordariales; Chaetomiaceae. The record is from RefSeq and is a predicted model, not a curated record. The transcript is spliced from 3 exons. Gene Ontology annotation, biological process: carbohydrate transport; transmembrane transport. Gene Ontology annotation, cellular component: membrane. Gene Ontology annotation, molecular function: carbohydrate:proton symporter activity.